Xyrauchen texanus (razorback sucker) is the source of this 2025-nucleotide messenger RNA. RefSeq names its product interferon-inducible GTPase 5-like. The transcript has 3 exons. NCBI's taxonomy places the organism in Eukaryota, Metazoa, Chordata, Actinopteri, Cypriniformes, Catostomidae. The record is from RefSeq and is a predicted model, not a curated record. Gene Ontology annotation, molecular function: GTP binding. Bases 6 to 1781 code for a protein of 591 amino acids. Gene Ontology annotation, cellular component: membrane.
CACACAUGCAGAGACCUCAGAGUGUUGCUGCGGAUAUUUCCUCUUUUCAAGCCCUUCACAAGAUGUCUACAUCAGAAGAUGACUCUGUUAUAACUCAGGAGGAGCUGGAAGAACUUAAAGAAUUGAUAUCUACUCAUGAUCUGUCAUCAGCUGCUGACACCAUCAAACAUUUCCUCGAACAGCAAGAUCGUGUAGAACUUAAUAUUGCUGUGACGGGGGAAUCUGGUUCUGGAAAGUCCACAUUUAUCAAUGCUUUUAGGGGUUUGGAAGAUGACGAUGAGGAUUCAGCUAAAACUGGUGUAGUGGAGACCACUAAAGAACCCAAAGCUUACAAACACCCAAAAUAUAAAAAUGUGAAACUCUGGGAUCUUCCUGGAAUCGGAACACCAAACUUCAAAGCUCACGAGUACCUUAAACUUGUUCAGUUUGAGCGCUAUGAUUUUUUCAUCAUAAUCGCUUCAGGUCGUUUCAGAGAAUGUCACGCUGACCUGGUCAAAGAGAUCAAGAGAAUGAAGAAGAAUUUCUAUUUUAUUCGUUCCAAGACUGAUUUGAGUAUUGAUGCUGAAAGAAGAAAGAAACACUUUGAUGAGAAAAAGACGCUGGACAACAUACGAGAGGACUGUGUUAACGGUCUGAGAGAGAUCGGUGUAGAGGAUCCUGUUGUGUUCUUGAUUUCUAGUUGGCAUCUCAACAAGUAUGAUUUUAAUUCACUGCAUGAGAGGAUGGAGACUGAACUCCCACAACACAAGAGACAUGUGCUGAUGUUGACUGUACCAAAUAUCACAACAGAGAUUAUUGAGAGAAAGAAGAAAUCUCUAGAGAAAAACAUUUCAAGAGUAGCUUUUUUAUCUGCUGGUGCGGCUGCAGUUCCUGUUCCUGGUCUUUCAGUUGCUGUAGAUAUAGCUCUGUUAGUAAAUGAGAUACAAAAGUACAAGACUGUAUUUGGUCUGGAUGAUGAAUCUCUGAAGAGGAUCAGUGAAAGAUGUGGGAAGAGUAUUGAGUUUCUAAUGAGUGAGGUGAAAUCAAUUGUGUGUGAAGGAAUAACAACUAAUUCAAUUAUUCUUCUGCUGAAACAAAGCUCUCUAUAUGUAGCAGAAGAAGCUGUUGAGCGUGCUGUUAGUUUUAUACCCAUUAUAGGCUCUCUUGUGGCUGCAGGAUUGUCUUUUUUUACAGUUUCAUACAUGCUGAAGAAAAUUCUGAAUGAAAUAGCUGAAGAUGCCAAGAAUGUGCUUCUGGCAUCACCGGAGACUGAACUCCCAGAACACAAGAGACAUGUGCUGAUGUUGACUGUACCAAAUAACACAACAGAGACCAUUGAGAGAAAGAAGAAAGCUCUAGAGAAAAACAUUUCAAGAGUAGCUUUAUUAUCUGCUGGUGCGGCUGCAGUUCCUGUUCCUGGUCUUUCAGUCGCUGUAGAUAUAGCUCUGUUAGUAAAUGAGAUACAAAAGUACAAGACUGCAUUUGGUCUGGAUGAUGAAUCUCUGGAGAGGAUCAGUGAAAGAUCUGGGAAGAGUAUUGAGCUUCUAAAGAGUGAGAUGAAAUCAGUUGCGUGUGCAGGAAUAACUAUUAAUUCAAUUAUUCUUCUGCUGAAACAAAGCUCUGUUCUUGUAGCAGAAAGCAUUGUUGAGCAUGUUGUUAGUUUUAUACCCAUGAUAGGAUCUGCUGUGGCUGCAGGAAUGUCGUAUGCAACAGUUUCAUACAUGCUGAAGGAAAUUCUGAACGAAAUAGCGGAAGAUGGCAAGAAUGUGCUGAUGUACAUCAAACAUGAGGCUGACAUGUAAUUAUAUCAGACACAUUUAGAGUAUAUAGCUGCUCCAGUAGCUUAAUUUCUACCAGCAAUCAAAAGUAGUCUAGAGUUCUACAUUGUGUAGGGAUACUUAAAAAAUAUAUUUUUUUAUUUUUAUAACUUACAUACAGUUUAUUAUAUUUGUAAUAAUUUGUAUGACUUUAAAUUCCUUUUAAAAAUGUUUAUAAUAGUAAAAAUAAAAAAAAAUCAGUAUAGAUUGAAACAACAAAUAAAUGAGA